AUGGCGGAUUCCGCGCCCAAACCCCGGCCCAAGAAGGAGAGCGAAGUGGACUCCGACGGGGAGGAGAUCCACCUCUGCAACCAAUGUGGGCUGCCAGUGGGCGAGACGGCCUACCGCCCGGAGGAGAAGGACCAUCGACUGGUGCACGCAGAGUGCAUGGCACAGAUCGUGCUACAGGAAGCGCAGGACAAGGAUGACAAGAGCGCUGAGGAGCAGAGGCAGAAGAAGUUGGAGAACCGUCUGGAGUAUCAGAUCGGCUGGCGUCCGGAGACGGUGCCCAAGAACAGCACCAUCGCAGAGAAGCUGGGAUGCUCACCCUUGCCACAGGGCCUCUGCAGCUUGGUUCUGGACGAGGCUUCGCGCACAGUGCGCAUCGCCUCGACUUUGGAGCCGUCGGCGGCGGUGAACCUGGAGUACCUCAUGCUUUGCCUCAAGGUGCGCCGCACCGCCUGCCGCGAGCCCCUCUUCUCGCUGGAUCCGGUGGACCCCAAGAACUUGGAGAAGACACCGCAGAUGAAGCGCUAUGAGCCAGCUUGGUUGGCUGGUACCAGCGUGGGGGAUGUCAUGUUCCAGGCGGACUACUUCCUCAAGGAGCUGGCCCUGGGAGAGUACACCAUGCCAGUGGUCGGCAUGAUGAUCGUCUUCGACUGGUCGGAGGUCACAGACUCCAACGCCACCUGGGCCGGGCGCGAGUGGUUCGUGGUGAAAAAGGCGGAGGUACGCAUGGCCGAGGACAAGACCUUGGUGCCCUUCGUGAAGAUGGGCGUGGAGGCGCGAGAGCAGACGGUGACCAGCAAGGGCCUCGAGGACAAGGCCAUCACCAGCAAGAACCACCCCCUCACCAGGUUUGCCGACACUUUCACCCGGCACUUUGACCUCAUCGCGGAACGCAAGAGCGUGAUCUUCCACCUGCGCGAGCUGGCCAAGGCUUCAGUGAUGGCCAAGUACCUCAUCGAUGCCAAGAUCGCGGUGGAUCCUCGAUGGUACGACCUGGCGGAGGACAUGGUGAGGUCCACUGUGCCAGAGGCGCAUCCGGAGAUCCCCCAGCUCUGGAACAUGCGUGGCAACUCCCGCAUCCAACUCCAAGGUGGCAAGCUGCGAGAUGUCCAGACGGGGCUGAACAGCAAUCUUCACGCCAUCUACGGGGGCGUGCAGUUCGGCCUGGACCGGUUCCAGCUGGCGCAGCGCCCCGCGCUGCCGGGCACCUCCAUGGUGCCCUCCGCUGGGCUGGGAGGACCUAUGCCAGGCGCUGCUCUGACCCAGCCAGGUCGUUUCGACAUCCAAGGAAUGCAGCUGGGCCCUACUGGCCGUCCAAUGUUCAUGCCGCAGCGCUUCCAGUUGACGCAGAAGGACCAGCCUCAAGGUGUCGAUCUGGACCUCGACAAGUUCGACCUCACCUCUCCGGAGAAGUUCGCAAGCAACCUCCCGGCAUGCAGUGCUUCUUUUGACAGCCUGGAGGGCCGCGUGACUUUGGGCAAGGCCUUCCUGACGACCUUGCAAGAGGGCUCUUUCGAGUCCCUGGCGCCGGAGAACUGCGCGCUUCUGAAGCAGGUCUUCAAUAUCCUGGCAGACAGGACGGCGGAGGGGGACUCCUUCAUCCCCCCGGAUCCCAACCUCGAGUACGUGCAGAAGCUUCGGAACUUGGUGCAGGAAGAGAACACUCUCGGCAAGCAGAGGAAGACACGGUUCAGUGACAAGAACUUCACCGUGGGAAUGGCCGGCAUGGAGUUCCCGAGAGCCUGGACCUCUCGUUUCCAGCUGCUCCGCGAAGGACGCGCCUAUGUGGCCAAGCCCAGCUUGGUGAGCCUGCAGGUGGACGACAUCUUCAAGCGCAGCUUGUUGGAGGACAUCUUGCCCACCGCAGCCCCGGAGUUCUACAAGACCACGGAGGAUGGCAUGGCCUUCCGGAUCUACCGGCUCGGACGCUUGGAGGUGCGCACAGUGCAAGCGCCUGGAGAGGACCAGGAGAUCCUGGCAGUUUUCUCCCUGCGCCCCGUGGACCUUCCCAGCCACGGAGGCUCUAACAAGGUGAGGCCCGUCUUGCCGGAUGAGAAGUUUGUCAAAGGCCGGCUCUAUGUGGAGGCCUUGGAUGGCGAUCACAAGGAGGCGGCAAAGCAGCUGCACCUCUGCCACUUCUACGUGGUCCUGGACACCGAGAAGGGCAACUGCGUGGUCACUGAGAAGCUGGCGGACGGGACCACCACCUGGGUGGUGAACCCGUCGUGCCUGGAGGAUCGCAACUCUUUGGCCAAGGUCAUGGUCUGCCUGGACAUCCGCAUGGAGAAGGCCACGGUGCGAAACCUGCAGAUCACCCAGGAGAGUCACUCCAUCAAGAGCUCCGGCGCUUCACCCUCCGAACGGAAGCGCUACGCCCGCGCCAUCUUCUCCUUGGUCUCUCCGCGGAGCCUUGAGAUCACCGGCGGCAGGCGCUACGUGGGCCGCGCCUAUCCGUAUCCCUCCAGCUCGAAACGCUCCGGUGAGUUCAGGAUUCGGGGUGCCAGCGAAUCCCCGGGUGGACGCUGA
Effrenium voratum is the source of this 2523-nucleotide messenger RNA. The record is from the annotation of a GenBank genome assembly. Lineage: Eukaryota; Dinophyceae; Suessiales; Symbiodiniaceae.